Molecule: messenger RNA, 3409 nt
Organism: Hyposmocoma kahamanoa
Lineage: Eukaryota; Metazoa; Arthropoda; Insecta; Lepidoptera; Cosmopterigidae
Gene: BTBD9
Product: BTB/POZ domain-containing protein 9
Exons: 15
Coding region: 27-1883 (618 amino acids)
Biological process (GO): modulation of chemical synaptic transmission; circadian behavior; adult locomotory behavior
Molecular function (GO): protein binding
Source: RefSeq, a predicted model, not a curated record
AAGACAUCAGAAUCGAACCGGUAAAAAUGAGCAGUCAGCACCAAUAUAUGAGUGUGAACAACACCAGCACUGGCUCCCGAGUGGUGGGCGACAUUGAACAUAUCAGUCACCUCUCAGAGCACAUAGGGUCACUAUGCCUUUCAUCAGAAUACUCAGAUGUUACUCUCAUAGUAGAGGGUCAUAGGAUACCAGCACACAAGGUGAUCCUCGCGGCAAGCAGUGACUACUUCCGUGCGUUGCUUUAUGGUGGCAUGCGUGAAUCUAAUCAGACUGAAGUGGAGUUACAAGCACCAUUGCAGGCAUUCAAAGCUUUACUGCGCUAUGUUUAUUCAGGUCACAUGGGUCUUUCGCUACUGCGUGAGGAUACAGUGCUGGACAUGCUGGGUUUGGCGCAUCAGUUCAAUUUUCAGGAACUGGAGCAGGCGAUCUCGGACUACCUGCGGCAGGUGCUGGCACUGAGGAACGUCUGCGCCGUGCUUGAUGCUGCCAGACUGUAUGGACUGGAUGCUCUGUUAGACUACUGUUACAAUUUCCUCGAUAGAAACGCUACAGAUAUUCUGCAACACGAGUCUUUUCUUCAACUGUCUGUGGAAGCGCUGCAAGGUCUACUCGAGCGCGACUCGUUUUUCGCGCCCGAAGUAGAUAUUUUCAAGGCAGUUUGCAGCUGGUUCAACGCUAACCAAAUCUGGGUCAAGUCAGAAAGUGGGCAGGCGCAAGUGGAGAAAAUAUUAAAAUGCGUGCGGCUAACCCUGAUGAGCCUGGAAGAGCUGCUGACAGUGGUGCGUCCUUUCGCGCUGGUUACACCCGAUAUGCUGCUCGACGCAAUACAAGAGAAGACACAGACGAAGAGCACGGAUUUGAAGCAUCGAGGGGUCCUUUUGCAAGAAGAGAACGUGGCGACGCCAAAGCGCGGGGCGCGCGUCAUCUCCGGGGACAUGCGGUCGGCGCUGCUGGACGGCGACACCGACACCUACGACAUGGAGCGCGGCUACACCCGGCACACCAUCAGCGACGCGGCCGACAACCCCGGCAUCAUCGUGCGCCUGGCCACCACCACCAUCAUCAACCACGUUCGGCUGCUGCUCUGGGACCGCGACAACAGAUCAUACGCGUACUACAUCGAGGUAUCAGUGGACCAGAAGGACUGGGUGCGCGUGAUCGACCACAGCAACUACUUCUGCCGCUCCUGGCAGAAUCUCUACUUCGAGCCACGUGUCGUGCAGUUCAUCAAGAUCGUGGGCACCAGCAACACUGUCAACAAGGUGUUCCACGCGGUGGCGAUGGAGGCGAUGCACACGGCGCGCGUGCCGCCGCUGUGCAACGGGCUGAUCAAGCCGCAGCACAACGUCGCCACCGUGGAGCUGUCCGCCGUGGUCAUCGAGGGCAUCAGUCGGUCCCGCAACGCGUUGUUAAACGGCGACACGGAGCACUACGACUGGGACCAGGGCUACACGUGCCACCAGCUGGGCUCGGGCGCCAUCGUGGUGCAGCUGGCGCAGCCCUACCUGCUUUCGUCCAUCCGCAUGCUGCUAUGGGACUGCGACUACAGGCACUACUCGUAUUACGUCGAGACCUCGCUCAACUAUUGGGACUGGGAGAUGGUCUGUGACCGCACAAGGGAUACUUGCAGAUCAUGGCAGGUGAUUUAUUUCUCGCCGCGACCAGUGUCCAUUAUUCGUAUCGUCGGAACAAAUAACUCUGUCAAUGAGGUAUUCCACCUAGUGCACCUGGAGUGCCCGGCGCAGGUGGAGGAGGUGCAAGACCCCGCCGCCAAGAAGCAGCGGCCUUCCCCGCCCAGUGAGAAUCGUCUUAACCCUAGCAGCACCGGCAACGGCGGCGAGGCGCCGACUGACGCGUCUCUCCGUCGAAGCACUAGUUGUUAAUUCUACUAAUGACACUUGCACGAAUUUAUAAACUAUCUACGGCGAUAGAUAAAAAACAGCGCUAUUUUUGUAAUUUGUCACGUAUCUGGCUUAACGUUUGUAACUCGAUUUAUAUCAUGAACGUAACAAAUAUUCCAUUAAUUAUAACGUGAAAAGUAGGCAACUUGGACAGAUUUUUUAUGAACUUUUAGAAUAUUGAUUUGACGUAAGGACUAAUUUUCAACUGUUAACUUCUUUGUAACAAUGUACUGUCCCUAUAAUAAGUGGUUCCGAAAUAUUAUGCAUAGUUCGCGUAACAAUUUGAAGUUACAGUUACGAGUCAAAUAUCGAAGAGUUUCCAGCUUUAAAAUAAAAUAGCUAAAGGUAGCGUAAUUUUGUGUGGCGACAGUACAGAACUUGCCCUUUUAGGCUACUAGUUAUUUAGUGUGUAAGCUAAUAUUUUCUAGUCUUAUUCUGUUAUCCUGCAUGUUGUGUUUCUCUAUAAUGUUAACGUAUUAUAGCAAUUUCUAAUUAAUUACUUAAAAAUAUAAAGUUAGGUUGACUAUAGUUUUCUUUAGUAGGUUGUGAAUAAAGUGAUGUAAUAAAUGGUAUUUAGUUAGGAAUUAACUAGUAUAUAUUUAGUGCAGGUGUAAACGAGUGAAGGACUGACCAUAUGGCAAAUGCAAAACUGAUUAACACUUAUAGAAGAAAAUAUAGCUUAUUAUUUUUGCUAUUUCCGACUACUACCUACUGAAACAAUUUUAUGAAAAGGCGUUCGACAAAAGUUUUUAUUUUUAUAAAUGAUUAUGUUUAGAUUUCACUUUAGUAUACUUCUACAAUCUAGAUAUGUAUUUGCCAAGAUCUCUUGGGGUCAACAGGUAAACUAAUGCUUGAUGGUACAAUAAACACUACUAGCAUGGAUACCGUUUUCAUCGUGUCAAAGUAAAACAGCGAGUGUGCACUAAUUGUGUUUUCUGCAUGAAUAAAACAACAAACGCCGUCGAGUUAUAUUUGAAUGUUUAUUGAUCCUGUUAUGUUACAAAAAUUGUCUUGUAAGAAUCGAUGUCCUUAUCGCACUUAAGUGUUAGCUUAUUAUUUUAAGGGACUUAUUUUCGUAUUAAUGAAUGCUAUUAUAUGUUGGGAUGAGGAAAAAACUAGGACAAAAAGGCAGGCAGUUUCCUAAACACUGAUAUAUAGAAGCAAGUGCUCAUGGCAUAGACUGAUUUUGAUGUUUUUAUUACUUAAAUAUCUUUAUUGAUAUUUGUUUAAAAUCUCUUCAGUAGCUUAUUAUUUGGAUAACAUCUGCAACAAGUUCUGCCUGUCAAAUUGGUAAAUUAAGAAUGUACUGUGAUAGACCACGGCUUGGAAUGGGGAAUGUACAAUUUUAACAGCACAUCAACUAUACACUUGUUUAAAUAUCCCAUCCAAUGCAAAUGAAAUGCAAAAGAACAAGAUCUGUCAAUGUGUGACUUGAUGUGCUGCUCUCUGUACUAUUGAGUAGAGUAAGCUAUUAUAGAGCUUUUAAUUGUUCUAAUAAAAAUUGGAUC